CCUUCCCCCCGCCGGCCCCAGGGCUUCACGCCGUGCGGUGCCUGACCCGAUGCCUGCGGAGACCCCCGAGGAGAGCUUGAAGCGCCUCGGCGCAGGUCAUCGAACGGACUCCCGCAGGGUCUGCAAGACCUUCCAACCAAGGACUAAACGAGAGCGACGCCAGACUCAGAUUACUUCAGCGCUUUAACCCGCGGCACCGCAGCCAGCGUCUGAGGAGCGCCCGGGCCAGCAUGGGGCAUGGGUCCAUGUUGAGGCACUCUGUGCGUUGGGGCGACACACGGUCCCCAGCACCGAGCGCUCAAAGAAGGCACGAAGAGGGAGAUCACCUUCGAGACGGGUCGGGGCUGCGUCUGCGAGGGGGACGCCCCGAGGCUCCAUUGCCGCUCCCGCGCACCAUCGGUACAGGUCGAGUCCCGCGCAGGCGAGUAGCCCUGAGGGGUCCCACAGCCGUCAACCCCGGAUUUGUUUCUGGCGGCCCGGGAAUAGAUUGAACUUACAUCUUCCCUGGGCCCGACGCUGUGUGGUGCGGAGGGGCCAGGAGCGACAGGGACAGGAUGGUGCCACUUCCUCCUCUACCGGUGUGGAAGUCUGGUCCGGCACCGUCUGUAGUGAUGGCACAGAGGAACCGGGGCUGGUACAGAGUGCAGCCCUCCCGGCACCGAUGCUUUCAGCACCGGAGCGUGUGACUGCCCCCUUCGGCACCGGCACCGGCGCACCGAGGGAAACCGGCAGCCAUGCCACACCACUGCCAGCACUGGGAGCAGGCAGCUUCUGCAGCACUGCCGUGGUCCACAUCCGAGUGCUCCUCAGUCGCACAUGGAGUUGAUGACAUCUAGGGCAUCUUCAGACGGCUCCUCAAAGUGACGCUGGUCAAGGGCCCCCUCUGGGACCGGGGCAGGGAUGUGCAAAGGAAGGGGCUGCUGCCCUGCCGUCGCUGACUUCACUGCCGUUUGGAAAACUGCACCCCUAGGGAUGCUGCUGGAAAGCCCUUUGUGAGGGGUCAGGCCUGCCCGUCUCUUCCCGACGUGGGACCCUGGCGCCGAGCCCACGGCUCAGUUGUGGAGGACCCAAGAUGUCUGCGGGUCCGAGUCGGAAACCUGAGCCUGAGGACACACGCCCCUUGCAAGAGAGGAAGCUGCCCUUUGCCAGCACAGCAGUCGGGGCCUUCUGCCAAGAGCAGGCCAGGCUUGGGAACCCGGACUUGGACGACGCUUUCCUUCAGUGUUCCUUGAGAACACACCUGCCGCCCAGGGCAAGCAGCCACUGGCUGCCAGCGUGUCAGGACUGGACUCGGCUGCGCCGUGGUACAGGAUGCUCUGCACCGAGGAGCAGGCACCAGGAGGGCCGCAGCGAUGGAGCUGGCAGCAAGGGGCUGUGCCUACUCGCUGGCGAGGACCUACACAGGGACGCUCUCGCUGGAGCAUGCGGCCCGGCCAGACGCCUCCUCCGCGAACACCUCCUUGGACCCACACCUGCGGAGGCAGCUGGAACUGGCACCGUCCGUGAGGAGUGCCUCCGGGUCGGCAUGGGGUACGGGAUCCGCGCCAGACACUCCAUGGCGUCGGACCGUCAGUUGGCACCUUGGCACCAUUCCCAGUCCCUGGUGUGGACCGAGUGCUCGCAAGACGGCGUGGAAAGGGAGGUCGCCUUUGAGACAGAACCGGGGGGUUCAUCUGCUAGGGGGACACCCCAAGAGUUUCCCGGGCGAGUAGCCCCGAGGUUCAGGAUCUGUCAGUGGAAGAGAUCCCUUGGCCAUCGACCCCGGACACUUUCAUUGCGGGCCGGGAGUUGAUCGAACUCGCCUCCUCCCUGGGACUGGUACCUUGCGGAGAGGAGCUGCAAGGGACUUAGGUCGGGGCCGACAUUGUACGCGGCGCCACCUUCCUUACUACCGCUGAGGGACUCUCUACAGUUAUUCAAGCAUUUAAUCGGCAUCACAGAACAGCAGAAACCCACAGUAGACAAACUAUACCUUUAACAAGUUUUAUUGCAAGCAAUUCUGGAGCAGUUUUAAAAGUGUGUGUGUGUGUGUGUGUGUGUGUGUGUGUGUGUGUGUGUGUGUGUGUGUGUGAAAUCUAGUAAUUAAAAGAAAUAUUUAAAUGGAAUAAUUAACAGUUUAAACUCACACACACACACAUAUUCCACUUAGCCUCUGGGGCUGGCCAGACCCCAGGUAAUGUUGAAGUCCGACAUGCAUGUCACCCCAAUAUGCCGAAUGGAUGGACUUGGCUCUGUAGGGGAAAUUGGUGUGGUAUAUAACCCCUCGGGGGAGGGAAAAUCAGUCCAUAUGGAGUGAUAUCCAUUGCUUACACAGUCUGGGUUCGGGUGGGGUGAUGUCCGUAGGAAGAACUAGAGGACACCAAAUGAAAUUAAUGGGGAGCAGGUUUAAAACUAAUAAAAGAAAGUUCUUCUUCACACAGCAUGUAGUCAACC
Messenger RNA from Pelodiscus sinensis (Chinese soft-shelled turtle), 2433 nucleotides. Lineage: Eukaryota; Metazoa; Chordata; Testudines; Trionychidae. The record is from RefSeq and is a predicted model, not a curated record.